GGACCUGCUUGCUGCCACAUCCUGAGAGCAUCCUUUCUCUGCUUUCUUAACAUCAUCAUCAAAACACAGCGGGAUGACGGGAAAUCACGAGCAGAGCAUCUCUCUUCUUCCCGGUUUGCGGUAGAAUAUCGUCAGCGCUUGCGUUAACGUUUGACUAGCGUAAUGCUACAACAUGAAGCUUUUUCCCUGAUGAAGAGCAGACAUAAUAGCCAGUCUGUGGGAAAACAGUGUAGUUAUCCCGAGCAGAGUCGAGCUGAGCUUCUAGCUUUUUGUGUUUUCUUUUGUCCCCCAGAUUUUUCAAACUAAAUGCUUAUUGAGAGUUUAAAAAAUAUUUUUUAGUAUUUUUUCUCUCUCCCUCGGAUGAUGUGAACAGUUUGUAGUGCUCCAGCAGAGAAGAUGCACAGAUACAAGUAUCCGCCUGACAACAUCAAGGUCGCUUAGGCUUUCCACAUUUAACGCUGCGAGACUAAAGAGGACCGUGUUCACCAUCCAACAAAGUCUGAUGGACCCGUGAGCAGACAUGUGAGAAGAGAUCGACCCAACAGACAUGUCAGCUGACGCUUUACACUUUUCUUCUUUACAACGAUGAACAUCUGAGCCAUCUCUGGUAUCGGCACAUAUUUAGAGCUUUGCAGCACUAGCUACUGAAGUGGACUGCCUUUUAAUUCUGGCAUCAGCCAUAGUUUGAUACUUUGAUGAUGGCCAACUAAACCCUUUACCACAUUUUCAUAUGAGUAUGUUCACAAAGCCACCUUAUUUUGUAGUUUAAAUUGAUCUAUCCAUGCUUUUCACCAGGCUCGAGGAGUGCUGUGAUAAAUAGAAACUAUAGCAUUUAGUACUUUUUGUCAUGCAGGGAAUCUCAGGACACGCCAGAAACAAGCUGGCUGAUCACAUUUUGGGAAAAGCAGGCGUAGGUGAUGGUGUACCUUGCCCAUUCUCAUCAGUAAUCCCAUGACCCCUGCUGAAGUCAGAUCGUUGAGUAUGAAAUAACCUAAUCAGAGAUCUAACAGUAGCCUGAUUUUACCCACAUGUCCGUCGGGAUGAGCGCAUGCCCCUAACCUGGCCACGUCAGCGUUGUCGUGGCUGGCCGCCGCAGGACAGUCGUCUUCCUCUGCCAUGACCCGGCUGAUGUUGGGCCGGACUCUGGAGCGCAUCUGUAAAGGCGUGCUGCUGCUCUGCCUGCUCCAUUUCCUCAUCAUGAUGAUCCUGUACUUCGAUGUGUACUCGCAGCGCUUCGACCUCUUCAGUCGCUUUAACAAUGGCCGCAACGGAUCCAGGAGCAAUGUUAGUGGGGCAGGGAGCGGACAUCAUUAUUACUAUUACAACCUCUCCAGGCCCAACGCCACAUUAGCCAGCUACCUGGCCACAGGCGAGCAGCUGGUGCCAAGUGUGCAGCCGGAGAACACUCAGACACCGUCUCCCAAACCACUGCCACCAUGUCCUGAAAGCCCGCCUGGCCUUGUGGGGCGUUUGUUGAUCGAGUUCAGCUCCCAGAUGACGAUGGAACGAGUGCAGAAAGAAAAUCCCAAUGUGACCGAGGGAGGCCGAUACACGCCUCCAGACUGUCGGCCCAGAUGGAAGCGAGCUGAGCCAUCCUCGCUGUCAGAGGAUGGGUACAGCGGAAGCCCUUUACGUAUGGACAGCAUGGAGUUAAGGACGAGUGGCAGGAUGAAGAUUCCCAGCUACUGA
This is a messenger RNA of Maylandia zebra (zebra mbuna), 1689 nucleotides long. The record is from RefSeq and is a predicted model, not a curated record. Lineage: Eukaryota; Metazoa; Chordata; Actinopteri; Cichliformes; Cichlidae.